AUGCUCUGCACCAACGUAGUUUUUCAAGGGCUAGCCAAAGCGUCGGACUGGGUCGGGUGGACAGACGAUGUCAAGAGCUGGCUUCCCGAAAGGGAAGGUGGAAGAGACCCAACCAAGUGUGAUGUGGUGGGCAGGGCUAUGCUGAGUGGUGGAGUUGGAGACCAAGUUGUUCGAGUACACAGGGUGGCGUUGCGAGAGUGGAAGCAAUUUCUAGACCAGCACGACCCCAACCAUACGUUCUGCAACCUCCACCGCACGUUGACACCUGACGGACGGAUUGUGUGGACGACAACCCCACAGACUCCAUAA
This is a messenger RNA of Aphanomyces astaci, 309 nucleotides long. RefSeq lists its product as hypothetical. The record is from RefSeq and is a predicted model, not a curated record. Lineage: Eukaryota; Oomycota; Saprolegniomycetes; Saprolegniales; Verrucalvaceae. Bases 1 to 309 code for a protein of 102 amino acids. The transcript has a single exon.